AUGGCUGUUCACAAUCUCCAAAACGACUCUGAAUCUGAGCUUCUGUCGGAAAUUGAAGGCAUCCUCAAUCGGUCACGAGCAGAAUGGCUGGACUAUGGUGACGUAGCUGAAGUCAUUGCUCUUGCAAACCAUCUAAUCGCUUCCACAGAGAUGGUGGAAAACUUUGUGGAAGGGCUGUUUCUUUACCCUGUUGAGGAUCCAACGGAUGCUUAUGAUUGGGACUUUGUUGAGGAUAGAGUUACUGCACAAGCACCACCUUUAUGCACAAGCAUCACUACUUUCGUCUUCAUCAGUGCUACUGUUAAGGACUGUGACACUGUUUCCAGAAUCCUCAGAUGA
Molecule: messenger RNA, 339 nt
Organism: Arabis nemorensis
Lineage: Eukaryota; Viridiplantae; Streptophyta; Magnoliopsida; Brassicales; Brassicaceae
Source: the annotation of a GenBank genome assembly